This is a messenger RNA of Oryzias melastigma (Indian medaka), 1145 nucleotides long. It is a transcript of the gene plex9.2, whose product is annotated as three prime repair exonuclease 4. The transcript is spliced from 2 exons. The record is from RefSeq and is a predicted model, not a curated record. Gene Ontology annotation, molecular function: 3'-5'-DNA exonuclease activity; nucleic acid binding. NCBI's taxonomy places the organism in Eukaryota, Metazoa, Chordata, Actinopteri, Beloniformes, Adrianichthyidae. The coding region runs from base 318 to 977 and encodes 219 amino acids. Gene Ontology annotation, biological process: DNA catabolic process. Gene Ontology annotation, cellular component: cytoplasm.
CUAUGAUUUCUCGCUUUACUUCCGGGUUUUCUUAAUUCGUUAGUCAUGCUAAACUAGUGAAUUUCGCAUGAAGAUACAAAACACAUUCUGGAAAAUGAUUUUUUUUUUCAUAGCUGAGCUAGGGUUCAACUUGUAGCAUUUUAUGUCAUGAAGCUUUUAUUUUGAAACUUGAAACGCCCGGUCAAUUUCCGUCGAUGGAAGAUUUUAAAAGUGCGGCGGGAGACACAAGUCGUUUGUGUAGUUUGAUGUGAUUAAAUGUUUAAUUGCCGGUGACCACAUUCACCUUCUGCCUGAACAAAGAUCCACGACUUCCUGUGAUGCAAAACCUCGAGUCAGACGGAGGAGAAAGCGCGCCGCGUGCGUUGGUUUUCUUUGACUUGGAAACGACUGGACUGGGCCCAAACUGUGAAAUCAUCCAGCUGGCUGCAGUGAGUGGAGGUCACUCCCUGAACUUGUACGUGGUCCCACACGCUCGGAUAGAGCGCGGAGCGGCUAAAGUGACGGGAUUUAAGGUCUGUAGACACCGACUGUUCCUCCGUCACCAGCCCGUCUUCACCAACACCCUCAGGGAGAUCCUGGUCUCCUUCAUCGCCUUCUUUCAAAUGUUCAAGCAGCCGUUUCUGGUCUGCCACAAUAUUCGUCACUUUGACUGCCCCCUGCUGGUCAGAGCCCUCGACCGGCUGGAGCUGCGCGAGCAGUUUGGGUCGUCCGUCUCGGCCUGCGUGGACACUCUGCCGCUGGCUCGGGAGGUGCUGAGCGGACGCAACCUUCAGAGCUUUAGCCAGGAGAAGUUGGUCAGAGAGCUGCUGGGGGUGAACUACAAGGCCCAUGAUGCUUUGGAGGACGUGCGAGCGUUACAGAUGCUGUACACUGUCAUUCAGCCCACAGCAGAGCAGGUCAGGCGGCAUACGUUUACUCUGGACAGUGUGGAGAGGAAAACGGCUUUCAGUACGAAGGAUGCUUCUGGAAAAGUCUGAUGGUCAGAAAGAACAAAAUAUGAGCUUCACACAGUGGAGGAUCAGUCUUUAAACUGAACUCAACUUUACAGAAACUCAUUAAACAUAGGAGAUGCUAAAGUGCUUUAUGUUUUAGGAUUUGAACACAAAUUGUACAAAAGCUAAAUAAACACCUAUUUAACCCCUUCA